AUGAAGUACUUCCAUAGUCACUUACAAAUUUUACUCCUUACUUUCCUUGUCUAUUAAUAAACCUGGGCUAUUGAAGAAAUGAGAUUGCUUGAUAGGCCAAAUCCAUUUUUCGUAUUAAAAUCUGAGAUUAAAGAAUUACAAAACAGAGAUGAAUUUUACAUUACACUGACAGUAUAGCAAUUGGAUUUGAGUCAAUGGAAUUUAACUGGUGAUAAUUACUAUUUCGCUUUUAACUUAGUUCUUGGGGAACUCCCUGACAAUUCAUUAGACCUUGUAAGAUGCGAGUAUCAUCUCAAUGAGCCAGAUAAGGGAUUCUUUUGUUUAGAUUAAUCAAUCAAUAAUUAAGGAGUGCUCUCAAAUGAUUUAUAAUAAGACGUAACAGGUGUAUAUACUUGGAAUGCUGAAGUAUUGAGAGGUUCUGCAAUGAAAGCAGGCUAUUUUGAGAUGACAUUUACUCGUCCUCUUAUUACAGACGACUCAAGGGAUAUAUAGUUCACCUAAAAGAACAAGCCAGUUUACAUUCAAUGUGGAUUCGAGAUAGGAGAAUUAAGUUAAUUUGAUGAUACCUAAAGAAUGUAAUCCUACAGAUUAAAGGCAACAAACCUACUGCUUAUAACCUAAGGUACAUCACUUGUCAAAUAUGCUUUGAGUCUACUUUCUCUAAUUAUGAUUUCAGUUAGUUUGAAUUUCUGA
Molecule: messenger RNA, 693 nt
Organism: Stylonychia lemnae
Lineage: Eukaryota; Ciliophora; Spirotrichea; Sporadotrichida; Oxytrichidae
Source: the annotation of a GenBank genome assembly